AUGUCGGAGGCGCAACAACCCCCAAACGGGGUGUCCCCAUACAAGAUUGACUGGCCCUUCAACGGCUGGCUGGUCCUGAUCCUCCUCUUUGCCUACGGCUGCCUCGUCGGCAGCCGCAAGCUGCUCCUCGGCGUGGUGCUCCUCAGCAGCCUAGUCGUCCUGCUCACUGACCGCACCUCGACCUGGCGGCAGACCUUCACCCUCCUCCUCGAGCUCCCGCUCGGCCUCGGCUCUGUGCUCUACUACCUCUCCGCCCCGGCCUCCUUCCGCGUGCGGCACUUCCGCACCUUUACCAUCUGCGUCAACCUCGCCGUGUGCCUGUACGUCGGGCUGGGCGUGGUGCUCGUGCCCGCCGAGCGCACCUUUCGCGGGUGGUGCGGCCGGCUCGCGGGCUUCUGGCUGUUUGCGUCGCUCGUCCAGCAGGCGCGGUACAAGGGCUGGCUGCAGACGCUGGUCCCGCACGACCGCGUGCUCGUCUACACGGCCGUCAGCAAGACGUGGAUCGUCGCGCACGCCGUGUACCGCUACAUCCUGCGCACCAUGCCGGCGACGUACGGCGCGGGCCACCGCGAGCGGCUGCUCGACGCGCUGACGCUCGCGCUGACGAUGCUGCUGUCGCGCGCGGCGGGCCUGCCGUACGCGCACUGCUUCGUCAUGGCCGACGUGCUGGUGGUGCCGGCGGCGGCGGCGUGGUCGGCGCUGGCGACCGCGUGGGACCUGCUGCCGCCUGUCCGGGGCGAGAGCAUCGGGUUUGACAUUGAGAGGGAUCUGUUCCUGGCGGGCCUGCAGCUGUCGGUGGCGCUGGUGGCGGCCGCGGGCAUGUUUGAUGCGUGGGUGGACAAGUCGGUCGAGGACGAGAAGCGCGAAAAGGCAAAGAAUCCGCAGCCGCCACCGCAGCCGCGCAAGGCGGUCGUUACGAGCUAUGAGACGUAUGAAGUUUAG
This is a messenger RNA of Akanthomyces muscarius, 942 nucleotides long. RefSeq lists its product as uncharacterized. The record is from RefSeq and is a predicted model, not a curated record. Lineage: Eukaryota; Fungi; Ascomycota; Sordariomycetes; Hypocreales; Cordycipitaceae. The transcript has a single exon. The coding region runs from base 1 to 942 and encodes 313 amino acids.